This is a messenger RNA of Chara braunii, 11667 nucleotides long. NCBI's taxonomy places the organism in Eukaryota, Viridiplantae, Streptophyta, Charophyceae, Charales, Characeae. The record is from the annotation of a GenBank genome assembly.
AUUUAAGCCAAGUACAUCUUCAUUCUCAUAACUAGUUUCCUUUUCCCUGUGGUGAAGGCAUUGAGAUCUGUUGCAGAGAGGUUUCUGGAGGAUGUACAAGUGGAGCAACCUGUAAUCAGACACUUGGUCGACAUGAGCGUACACUUCUACACAAGUGUUCAGGACUUCGCAACCCGAUUUUUGACAGUGCUGCGCAGACAUUAUUAUGUCACGCCAACCAGCUAUUUGGAGCUCAUAUACACUUUCAAGUCUCUGCUUGCACGCAAGCAGACUGAAAUAUCUAAUCAAAAACGCAGGUAUGAGACUGGUACACUCAAGCUGGAUUCUAGUGAAAAGGAGAUAAAUCUGAUGCAAGUUGAACUCCAAGCACUAAAGCCAAGGCUGCUGCAGUCUACCCAUGAACUGGAGAGCAUCAUGAAAAACGUAGAUGAAGAGACAGUUGAGGCGAACAAAGUACGGGUGGUCGUGAAAGGGGAGGAAGACAUAGCCAGCAAGGCAGCAGCAGCAGCAAAAGCGAUACGUGAUGAAACAGAAAUGGACCUUGCGGAGGCCAUGCCCAUGCUUGAAGCAGCACUAAAGGCACUGGAUACACUGAGCAAGAAUGACAUAUCUGAAUUGAAAGGGAUGAAGAGUCCACCUGCGCCUAUCAAGCUCAUUAUGGAAGCUGUAUGCAUCAUGAAGGGCAUUAAACCCACUCGCGGAAAAGACCCCUCUGGAUUUGGCAAGAUGAUUGACGACUACUGGGAGAGUAGCAAGAAGAUGAUGGCAGAUGCGCAGUUCCUGCAAUCGCUAAAGGAUUAUGACAAGGACAACAUUCCGGCAAAUAUCAUUGCAAAAAUUCGACCAUACACUAACAAUCCUGAUCUUGAGCCAAGCAAAAUUCUGGUGGUAUCGAAGGCGGCAUACGGAAUGUCGUCUUGGAUAAGAGCGAUGGAAGCCUACGAUCGCGUCACACGAGUUGUCGCGCCAAAGAAAGCAGCUUUAUUGGUUGCAGAGGCAGAAUAUGAAGCUAUCAUGGCGAAUCUUAAAAGCAAGCAAGAAAAGCUGCAGACGAUAAUGCGCUCUGCGGCGAAGGGGCUAGCCAAUAGGGCGGAAAUUGGGUACAGCAGCGGUAGAGAUGGUGACUCUACUGCAGUGGUCGACGACGCCAACGGCGACUGGGCUAAAUUUAAGGAAGGAAUGCAGCGGAAGUAUAGGUUGGGGGAUGACCUGCUGACUAUGGCGGACCUAGAGGCAAUGAAUAGGGACGACUUCACCACCAUUGGGGCAUUCCUGCAAGAAUUCAAAAAGAAGGCGAGAAAGGUACAUGGGAUAUCAGAGGAGGCGCAGUGCGCCGUCUUCCUGGGACUGCUCACCGCAUCUGAGACAAUUAAGCUAACAAGCCAUGGGGGAGGAAAUGCCAAACUUACCUGGGCCACCAUUGACGGAGGGGUGGAGGUUGGAGGCCUUGACCAGGUCGAGCAGCACCAGGUGAGGCUACAGAGGCAGAAACGGAAGGACAGGGAUGCGGCUGGGUCGCCAGGAGUAAAGAAGAUCAUAACCGACGUAUUAGCAGGGCUGGACCCGGUGAUACAGCGGAAGGUGACGGCGGCAGUCCAGGAAAAAGGCAAGGGGGCCGUGGUAGAGGAGGCUACCCAGGAGGGAUGGGAAGAAGAGGAGCCGGUACCUCCACACCUUACGAAGGCGGAGCGUAAGCAGCGCAAUGUAGCACAAGGCGGACAAGGGUCAGGAAAGGGCCAGGCGCCUCAAGUAGUGGUAGCGGCAUCUCCGAGCUCGUCCGGGCCGUCAAGUAGUGAGGGCCUGUCGCAAGCACCAGUGCCACCAUUUGGGCACUGGCCGUGGCCCCUAGUUAAUACCUAUGUACCCUGGAGUGGCCCAACGCCGUCUGGACAGGUAAUACCCUAUGCUAGGCCCCAGACAAGUAUGCCACCCACGAGCUACCCGGCCGUCCAAACUCAGCCAGCGGUACCGCCGACCCCAACGCCCACAAAAAGUUUACAAGGCAGUGUGGAGGGUGCUGGUAGUCAAGGCCAAGGGAACCAGGGGAAUGGAGGAAGGGGCGGUGGACGAGGACGUGGCAGGAAUAGCAGUGGCCGAGGAGGCCAAUGGGGCAGUCAAGGCGGCCGAGGAGGCCAAUGGGGCAACCAAGGUGGCCAAGGCAAUCAAGGCGGCCAAGACAGCCAAGGGAAUCAAGGUGGUGGAAGGGCCCGUUUUGACUGGAGAAGUGCCAUAUGCCAACACUGUGAGCAGCAGGGCCACACUAUUAGGUUUUGCAACAUACGGAGAGAGGACGAGAAAAAUGGACUGAUUUAUUCUAAUAUGGAUGGGGACAUUUACGACCAAUUUGGAGAUUUUAUUGAUGGGAAGGCUGGUGGAGUUAGGGCGGAGGCCCAACGAAGGUUGGCAGCACAACAGCCACCCCCUGCCACGUUCAGGCUAUGGCAGGAGAAGGAGGAACUGCCAGUUGGAGUUGAGGAAGUAGGAAGUGACGAGGAAGUAACCCAGAGGCUACAGGCCGGGGAUGUAAGAGAGAAACCCAUAAUCAUCGAGUCGGACGAUAAGGGUGGCGAUGAAGAGGUAGAGCCGACGGUGGUCCUGCUGAAUAAGAUGGAGGACUUAUUGGACAAGGUAGGGAGAUACCAACGGAAGUUGGUAGAUCUCUGCGAGGGAGUGAAGGAGUGGAGGGUUAACCUCCCCAAGGUCUUCCUUUAUGACUCUGGUCCGGAAUCCAUGCCAGGGCGGCGCGGAGUGACCACUGUGGGGACGGGCCCGCGAUCAGGGAUAAUGACUAGGCCCCCUACCCCGCAAGCUAGGCUGGCUCAGGCAGCCCGCACUCGAAGUCAAGCCAAGGCAGGUGCGUGUCAAGAACCUCCUCGGAAGGAACCAGAACCAGAAAGGAGGAAGGAAACUGUAGAGGUAGAGGAUGAUGAUGAUGACGAAGGGGAAGAUGACCGGUUACGUCAGGAAGAAGAUCAAAGGGCCGAACAGCGAGCCAAGAAAAGAGAAAGUCGUGGAGAGGCCGAACCAGUUAUGCAAGAUGUACCACCAAAGAGGAAGAAGUAUGCGGUCCGGCUAGAGGAAGGAUUUGAUGUGGAACGAGUGAUCGACAGGCUGCUUGAGGGCCAUAAUGACUUGAUGACCCUUAAAGAGAUCCUGGCAUCCGCGCCAAGGCUCCAAAACGAGCUGAAGGGUAGACUGUCAAGGCGGUUGGUACCAAAUGUUCACCUCAGCGUGAUCCUGCCCAAGGAGAUGGAAUGGGCAGAGCCAGGGACGAAAAUGGAUUGGAAGUGUGUGGCUUGUGGCGUGGUGGACCUAGUGGUGAAAGGCUGUAAGUGCACGGCCAUAGUAGAUACGGGGGCCGAAAUGAACAUUAUUCGGGAGGCCGAUGCCGUCAGAUUUGGACUAGAGAUAGACCGCUCGGACUGCGGCAUCCUGCACGGGGCCAACAAUAAGGCUGUGUUUUGUGGAACAGCCUCGAAUGUGCUACUAGAGAUUGGCAGGGUGAAAGCGCGGGCCUGUUUCUUUGUGAUGCCCGAUGUGGACCAUAGUAUACUCCUGGGGAGGUCCUUCCUAUGCAGGACAGAGACCUUGAUGUAUAAUAAGCAUGAUGGGUCAUUAAUCUUGAUUUUAUGUGACCCAGCAUGUGGGAAUUACGAAGUGAUUACCUGCCGGAACACUGGGUCAAGGUGCCUCAGGAACAGGCCCAACCCUGGCUCUUUCACGAUUGAGGAGUCAGAAGAUGCGCAUCGGAGGCUUAGGGCAGAACCCGAGGAGGAAGUAGAAGGAGAAGCCUUCUCGCUCAGCCUGUCGGAUGUGGGAAAGGCCAUGGAUAUAGUGGCCACGCACGAGAUGGCCGAUCCGGAUGCCAUUCAGGCGCUGAGGGAGCAGGUUCUGGAGUAUCCCCAGAUAGGGAAAAUGGAGUUGGUCUACCGGCUUCCUAAGGGGGGAAUGGAUCCGGCGGUGGCGCAGACACAAGCACGAGCGGCAAUUCCCGUUCUGGUGACCGAAGACGAGGAGGUGUACUACGAACGGGAGCGAGCGUUGAUACGGCGGAUGAGGAAAAAUGCAUCAGAAGGGCCAUGCCGUAUCAAUGAGGAAAAUGAAGGGAAGUUGAUAGUGGGAGAACCAGACUUCCUACUACCGCGGGAAAGAGCCCUGAUGGUGGAGCUGAUGAAGAAAAGACAUUGCACCUAUGCGUUCAGCGACGAGGAGCGUGGCCGGUUGGAUGUGGACAAGAUUCUAAUGAUCCGCAUCCAUACCGUGCCGCACGAGCCAUGGAAUUUAAGAGGGGCGCGAUACCCAGAUCCGGACGAAGAGAAGAAGGUAGUGGACUACCUCGAUGGCAAAAUACGUACGCACGUCGUCGACUACUCAAGCGGACCCUACGCAUCCCCGUGGUUUUGUUUUAUUAAGCCUAAUGGAACACUAAGGUGGGUACAGGACUUGCAGAGGCUGAAUGCGGUGACCGUACGGGAUGCAGGUGGGCUGCCAAAUGCUGAUGCACUAUCGGAAUUGUGCGCUGGGAGGCCGAUAAUUUCACUUAUUGACCUCUACUCCGGAUAUGACCAGUUUCCGGUCUACCCGCCGGACCGACCAGUGACAGCUAUGCACACGCCUCGAGGGCUUAUCCACAUGAAUGUGGCUCCGCAAGGGUGGACGAAUGCGGUGGCAAUGGUCCAGAGGAAUAUGAUCCAGGUCAUGCAGACAGUUAGUCCACACAUCACGCAGCCGUACAUCGAUGACCUGACAGUGAAAGGGCCGCGAAAAAGGGAGGACGAUGAGGCCCUGCCUGGAGUAAGGCGGUUUGUUUGGAAGCACGUUCAAGACCUUGAUAAAGUCUUGGGCUUGCUUGAGGAGUACAACCUUACAGCCAGUGGGCCUAAGUCUAAGCACUAUAUGAGGGAAGCGACUAUCUUGGGGUUCGUCUGUAAUGAGCACGGUCGGCGGCCGGAUGUUAAGAAGACGGACAAGAUAGUUGAGUGGCCGGUGCCAUUCCGUUCUGUAACAGAUGUAAGGAGCUUCUUAGGUAUGUGUGGGUUCUGGAGGUCUUUCGUCAAGAACUUUGCGGCAAAGACAGAGCAAUUGAGGAAGCUGGUCCGUCAGGAUCAAGAAUGGACCUGGGGUGAGGAUCAGGAAGAGGCCGUGGCCAACAUGAAAGAGGAGUUCCGGGAAGGAGGAUUGGUGCUGGGAGCGCCCGAUUAUGACGCUACGGAAACGAGACCAUUCAUUGUGGAGACCGAUGCAGGACCGACGGCCUUGGGUGGAGUUCUAAUCCAAGCAGACGUCAAGGGGAAGGAGAGGCCGUUGCGCUUUGAGAGUCGCACGCUAUCCAUGCCAAGAGGAGGGAGGGGGACACGGCCACCACGACGGUCGGCGGGAGCAUCAGGAGGGCAUGGACGGCAUGGGCCUUACCGUCGAGCAAGCACCCCGGUGUAUGAUGAUGGGGAUAUCGAGUUAUUCAUGGACGAGUUCUGGGGACACGCUGACCAUGUGGGGUGGACCGUGACUCAGACGAUCGAGAGGUUGAGGGGAGUUGGCAGGUUUAUGGAGCCCAUCGCACAUAUUCGCAGGGAGGCUCGAACGAGGUCGGAAGUGGAGGCACGGAUGCAGGAACUGCGACUGUCGCCUGUGGGUCCUGAUGGCAGACCUAUUCAGCUAGCGAUUGGGAUUGCAGAGGAGUUCAUCCCAGCAUUCGAGCAAUUCAUGCAGAACCAGGGAAUACUGCGAAGCGAGUGGGUGAUGACAUUACCCCUGUGGACCCGAAAGGCGGAAAGACCUUUGGCCAGACAGAUCAGGAACAUGGCCCGAGAUUGGGAUGGUUGUAGAGCGCACUUGAGGGCGGCAUUCCGACAGCCAGAACCACCUCAGCCUAGAGUCGAAAGGCGCCUCAGGAGCGGCAGGCAGAGGGAACCUGAGCCCGCUGAGGACCGAACCUCGCGGAGAGGACGGAAGGCGCUUGCUAGGCGGGAAGAGGAGGACGUGCCUGAGGUAGAACGACAGGAGGAGCACCUCGAGGGUGGACUGGGGCCAGUAGAGUUCCACCGCUAUACUGGAGGAGGACUGGGGAAAACGCCACAGCAUAUGCAGGAAGAGAUACUGGCUGUUGAAGGGUCAUUGCAAGCGUUGGAGGCACACCUGGACGCUGCCCAGUGGAGAGAGCCGCCGAUGAGUGAGAGGCGCCUUGAGACUGUCGCGGAAGUACCACAAGAGGACGUUCAAGGCCCUGAACAAGAGGAGGGGCCGAGUGCUACAAAAGGCCGGAUUGGGGAUGAGAUCAUAAACGUUGAGGAGGACACUCCCCCUCAGGGAUCAGCCGUGGGCCUGAGGCUUGGUGGUCCACUCGAGAGCCCGCCAGAUACGAGGAAGAAAGUACAAAGGGAGGAAGUCUCGAUAUCGGUGCCAGAGACAGCCCUAUCGCCGACAGGAAUAGAGGCAAGUGAGGCGGAGGGGGCCAGCCUGAGGAGGGAGGCAGACAGUCUGAUUGAUAGCCCUUUGGCCGCCCACGCUCUGGAGCAGCCUAAUCUGGAAGAGGUCAUACCUGUGGAGUCACCCCGGGAACCAGAUCAAGCCGAGAGAGAGGUGGAAGCAGGGAUCCCAGGGGAAGUCGAACGACGCACGAUAGAGGAAGUACCAGCGAAAGAAACGGCUGAGGAGAAACGGGCUAGAGUGGCAAGACGCUGGGAGGAAAUCCGGCAGGAGGGGCAAAGAUUGGAAGCGGCAGGGGUACUCUCAAGUCCGCCACCGCCCUAUAAACCAUAUGGGCUCGGGGAGAUAUGGGGAGAGUUUCUUGCUCAUCAUGGCGAAGGGUUGACGACCCCAGGCAAGGCCGAGGUUGAAACUUCACAGAGAGCUGAUGAGUAUUUGGAUCAGAGGAUUUGCUCCGUAUCCAAGACCUCCUUCGACAGGCAUAUGAUGCUGGAGGCAGAUAUGAGAGGGAAGGAACUGAAGGAAGCAGGGCUGGAGUCGCAGUUGGUGACUAUUGAGGCAUCCGAGAACUCAAGGCUCUGGGAUGGGGCGGAGAGUAGCAGGCCAGGCGAGCGGAGGCAACUGGGACAUGACGUAUCAGGGCAACCAGCUGUGGCUGAGCCUCAGCAAGAGGCACCUAUAGGAAGAGUCAUUUUGGAGCCUGAGGAGGCAGAGGCCAAGAGGAAGGAUGAAAGGGAAGCCUUCGAAUUCAGAGCCCCUACGGAGCUUCCGGUGCUACCCACGAUGGCUGCGGACCCUGCCAUGCCACCGUCACUUGAGGAGAGACUGCCCUCGGCCAGUGAUGAGCCUCCCCAAGGAUCGACAGGAGGAUCCUUGGACGUGCUACUGGAAGCAGUCCACUCUGUGCAGGAGGUUGCUGGUUUGUUUUCAUCAGAGUCCAAGUUGGAAGAUCCCCUGGAAAGCGAGAUGGGAGGUGCAAUGGAGGGCAUCAUCGCAGGCAGGCCCCAGAGGUUGGAUACUCCUGACUAUGAGCCAGAGGGAGCAAGGGCGCAACCAGGGCCCAGUCCGCGAGAGUCGGAGGCAAGAUCUGAGAGACCCAGAGAUGUGCCUCAGUGCCAUGAGUUGGACGGAGAAGCYAGGGAAACCCCAUYGCCAGCAGGGCCCCAGCRGAAGAAGAAAAGGYCUAGGAAGUCGUUUGACUCGACCUGCUUCUAUUGUACGAAGGAAGAGCACAGGGCAUUGCAGUGCCUCAAAUUCCUAAAGGACCAGGCAGACGGGAAGGUCUCGGAGUAUGAUGGGAAGAUGUAUGAUAGGCAGGGUAGAGUGGUGGAACGAGCUGUAGAUGGGGGUAGAGCUCAAUUGUUUUCGGGUAGCGGGGCGCCCUUGCCGGACCUCCUUGAGACGAGAUUGGCGGUGUGUUAUACCUUUGGGGAGCUGCUGGGGCGCCACUGUACUGUGUACAAGCUGCACCCGGCCACGGACUCUAGGGGGCUAGGAGACCACGCAAAUGGGAUUGAGCAGGUUCUGCAACAGGGCUGCUGUUAUGAGGAGGGAGUGAGAUCGCUGCUGCUUUCGGAGGUUGAGAGCCGUCUCGCCCAGCUUGACGAAAAGCUGCAUGACACAAAGGAAAGCAGGGACACCCUCGAGGCAGAAGUCGAACUUUGUACAAAGAAGAUCGAGAGAGCGACUCAGCUAAUUUCUGGAGUUGGGACCGAAAAGUCAAGGUGGACGUUGAGGGCAGCGGAGUACGAUCGUAUUUUCAUCAAGCUUACGGGAGAUGUCGUUUUGGCCUCUGGCUUCAUUGCGUACCUCGGAGCAUUCACACCAACCUUUCGCGAUGAUUGUCUAUUUGAUUGGGUGAAGCUGUGCAAAGAAAAGAAGAUACCUUGUAGCGAUCCCUUCUCAAUGGCGACUGUGCUGGGAGACCCGGUCAGAAUCCGAACCUGGCAUAUUGCAGGCCUGCCAAAGGACACAUGCAGCAUUGACAAUGCACUGAUCAUAUCAAAUGCAAGGCGCUGGCCACUCAUGAUUGACCCGCAGGGUCAAGCAAACAAAUGGAUAAAGAACAUGGAGAGCGAGCACGGGCUAAUGACGACAAAACAAACGGAUCCUGAUUUUAUGAGGCGGCUGGAGACUGCAGUUCAGCUUGGGACACCCAUGUUGCUGGAGAACAUCGGCGAAGACGUGGACCCUGUCCUUGAGCCUCUGCUUCUGAAACAGAUAUUCAAGAGCCAGGGGACUAUGUGCGUGCGUAUCGGAGAUGCCACAAUUGAAUACUCUCCUGGAUUCCGCUUUUACAUGACAACAAAGAGGGCAAAUCCUCACUACACUCCAGAGUUAAUAACAAAGGUUGCACUGCUCAAUUUCAUGAUCACCCCAGAAGGACUUUUUGACCAGAUUCAAGGGAUUGUUGUGGCAAAAGAAAGACCAGAGCUGGAGGAGGAAAAAAAUGCAUUAAUUGUGCAAGGAGCUGAAAAUAAAAGGCAGCUACAGGAAAUUGAGGACCAGAUACUUGCUGUCCUCUCAACGGAAGGAAACAUUCUAGAGAAUGAGAGUGGCAUUCAGGUUCUGUCUGCAUCGAAAAUUCUCGCCGAUGACAUCUCAGCCAAGCAAAAGGAGGCUGAAGAAACAGAGGAGAAGAUUGACGAGGCUCGCGCCGGAUACACGCCUGUCGCAAAGCUGGUUUCCAAUCUCUUCUUCUGUGUCUCAGAUCUGGCGGGCAUCGAGUCCAUGUACCAGUACUCUCUGUCCUGGUUCAUCGACCUCUUCGUCAAAUCAAUCAUCAAUAGCGACGCAUCGCUGUACUUAUCAAGACGUCUUCUCAUUUUGAACGAGCAUUUCAUGUACUCACUUUAUGUGAACAUAUGCCGCUCACUGUUUGAGAAAGACAAACUCUUGUUUGCCUUCCUUAUGUGCAUAAAGAUUCUGAAUAGCGAUGGGAAGGUCGAUAGUGAUGAGGUUCGGUUCCUGCUUACGGGGGGUUUGGUGCUGGAGAAGCAACCCGAGAGGCCAGCAGGCCCUCAAGCAGCGUGGAUCAACGAUAAAAUGUGGGGAGAGAUAACCCGCCUGUCGAAGAUGGACUCAUUUCUAGGUCUCGACAAUCACAUUGUUGAAUACGUGGACAAAUGGCGAGUCAUCUAUGACAGCAUGGAGCCACAGCUGGUGGUGGCAGUGACACGCUACAUAAUCGAUCACCAAGGCCUUCGCUUUGUGGAGCCUCCACCACUUAACCUGGAGUCCUGCUACAAUGACUCAGCCACAUCAACGCCGUUGAUCUUCAUGCUCUCACCGGGAUCGGACCCGAUGUCCAUGCUCCUGAAGUUUGCCGCGGAUCAGGGAGUUCGCAUGGAAACGGUCUCGCUGGGACAAGGACAGGGUCCCAUUGCAGCACGAAUCAUUGCGGAGGCAAUACAAAAUGGGUCUUGGGUGGCUCUGCAGAAUUGCCAUCUGUGUGUCUCAUGGAUGCCGACGCUCGAACGAAUCUGCGAGACGGAAUUGGUGUCUGACAAAACUGACAAGAGGUUCCGACUGUGGCUGACGAGUUAUCCGUCAGAUGCAUUCCCUGUCUCUAUUCUUCAGAAUGGCGUGAAAAUGACAAACGAGCCGCCCAAGGGCCUCAGAGCGAAUCUCCUUGGCUCAUACCUCACUCAUCCGAUUGCCGACCCCGAGUUCUUCGAUGGAUGUACCAAGGGGCCAGAAUGGAGGAAAAUGCUGUUUGGACUCUGUUUCUUCCAUGCUUUUGUCCAGGAGCGAAGGAAGUUUGGAGCGCUUGGCUGGAACGUUGCGUAUGAGUUCAAUGAAUCUGACCUUCGAAUAAGCGUAAGGCAGUUGCACAUGUUUCUGGACGAAUACCCGACAGAGGUGCCGUACAAGGCAUUGAGGUACCUGACUGGAGAGUGCAACUAUGGGGGAAGGGUAACUGACGACCAUGAUCGGCGCACACUUACAACAGUGCUGAGCACCAUCUACUGUGAGGAUAUACAUUCUUCCAGCUAUACCUUGUCAGAAUCAGGCAUAUACAAGAUUCCACCUGAUGGUGCGUAUGAAACAUAUCUGGAAAGUAUCAGAAAACUUCCAAUGCAGCCAAAACCGGAAGUGUUCGGGUUCCACGAGAAUGCAGACAUUACAAAGGACCUCAAUGAAACAAAUCUCCUUCUCAACUCUCUCCUCCUCACUACUGCUGCCUCUGGAAACACGCGAUCCUCUAAGCCAACGAGAGGACGGGCAGGUGCGAUGGCUCACAGAAGCGGCAGCAUUAAGGCCGCACCGGGCAGUACUUCGACCAACCAACCAGCUAGUAGUACUUCAACAGGCCAAGCAGUUGUCGCGAAGAAGAACGCCAAAGAAGACCUUCUCGACAGCAUCGCUGCCGACAUAUUAGCCAAGCUUCCUGGCGUGUUCGACGUUGAGUUCGCCACACUGAGGUACCCUGUAGUUUACCUGGAAUCCAUGAACACUGUUCUCUGCCAGGAGCUGCUUCGUUUCAACCGUCUGAUUGCGACUGUCAGCCAAACACUCGCUGAGCUUCGGAAUGCCGUAAAAGGUCUGGUUGUAAUGUCAGCAGAGUUGGAAAAGCUCGGGAACUCACUUUACGAUGGCAAAGUUCCCGCAUUGUGGGCGGCCAGGAGUUAUCCGUCCAAAAAACCUCUCGCAAGCUACGUUGCCGACUUGCUGAGCCGAAUCACAUUCUUCCAGACAUGGAUAUCUGAAGGCCCACCAGUCAUCUAUUGGCUCCCAGGGUUCUUCUUCACUCAGUCCUUCCUAACGGGUAUCAAACAGAACUUUGCACGGCACUAUACAAUCCCAAUCGACAUGGUUGACUUUGACUUCGUUAUCCAGGACAAUCAAGUGAAGGAGGAGCUGGAAACGCAACCCAAGCCUGACGAUGGAGCCCUGGUCUACGGAAUGUUCCUGGAAGGUGCACGCUGGGACCUGGAGAAGCAUAUCCUUAACGAGUCACAGCCAAAAAUACUGUACACGAGUGCCCCGAUCAUUUGGAUGAUUCCAAAGGAACUCUCAAAGAUGACAGACUACCCGCACUACGAAUGCCCUCUCUACAAGACGAGCGAUCGCCGGGGAGUUCUAUCGACCACUGGCCACUCGACCAACUUCGUGAUGGAGUGUCGACUUCCUUCCGACAAACCGCAAGCCCACUGGAUAAAGCGAGGAGUUGCGCUUCUUACACAACUCGAUGACUAAAGGACAAAAAAAUGGUGGUGGUGGUAGAGGGGGGGGGGGGGG